AUGAUCAAAGCCGGUCGUCUUGACCGCAAGUACAAUGGUAUCAUCGACUGCUUCAGCCGAACGAUGAAGAGCGAAGGUGUCAUGGCACUGUGGAGAGGUAACACUGCCAACGUUAUCCGAUACUUCCCUACCCAGGCGCUCAACUUUGCCUUCCGCGACACCUACAAGUCGAUGUUCGCCUUCAAGAAAGAGCGUGAUGGAUACUGGAAGUGGAUGGCCGGUAACUUGGCCUCCGGUGGUGCCGCUGGUGCCACUUCCCUCCUCUUCGUCUACUCUCUUGACUAUGCCCGUACUCGUCUCGCCAACGAUGCCAAAUCUGCUUCCAAGGGUGGUGAGCGUCAAUUCAACGGUCUCGUCGAUGUCUACCGCAAGACCAUGGCCUCCGAUGGUAUCGCCGGUCUCUACCGUGGUUUUGGUCCUUCCGUCCUUGGUAUCGUCGUCUACCGUGGUCUCUACUUCGGCAUGUACGACUCCAUCAAGCCUGUCCUCUUGGUCGGUCCUCUCGAGGGUAACUUCUUGGCUUCUUUCUUGCUCGGCUGGGGUGUCACCACUGGUGCUGGUAUCGCUUCCUACCCUCUUGAUACCAUCCGUCGUCGCAUGAUGAUGACGUCCGGUGAGGCUGUCAAAUACAAGAGCUCCUUCGAUGCUGCCCAGAAGAUCAUGGCUGCUGAGGGUAUCCGAUCAUUCUUCAAGGGUGCUGGUGCCAACAUUCUCCGUGGUGUUGCCGGCGCCGGUGUGCUCUCCAUCUACGACCAGGUCCAACUUCUCAUGUUUGGCAAGAAGUUCAAGGGCGGUUCCGGCUAA
Messenger RNA from Cladophialophora psammophila CBS 110553, 804 nucleotides. Its product is annotated as ADP,ATP carrier protein. Gene Ontology annotation, biological process: mitochondrial ATP transmembrane transport; mitochondrial ADP transmembrane transport. Gene Ontology annotation, cellular component: mitochondrial inner membrane. The coding region runs from base 1 to 804 and encodes 267 amino acids. NCBI's taxonomy places the organism in Eukaryota, Fungi, Ascomycota, Eurotiomycetes, Chaetothyriales, Herpotrichiellaceae. The record is from RefSeq and is a predicted model, not a curated record. Gene Ontology annotation, molecular function: ATP:ADP antiporter activity. The transcript has 4 exons.